Messenger RNA from Staurois parvus, 2892 nucleotides. The record is from the annotation of a GenBank genome assembly. NCBI's taxonomy places the organism in Eukaryota, Metazoa, Chordata, Amphibia, Anura, Ranidae.
AUGGAUGAACAAGCCCUGCUUGGACUAAACCCAAAUGCCAAUGCUAACUUCAGAGAGCGUGCAUUGGCUUAUUUUGAACAACUGAAAGUUUCACAUGAUGCAUGGCAGGUCUGUGCUGAAGCAUUAGCCAAACACAUAUAUAGUGACGAUCAUGUCAAGUUCUUCUGCUUUCAAGUUUUGGAACACCAGAUAAAAUUCAAAUAUUCUGAACUGACUGCAUUGCAACAGCAACUAAUAAGGGAAACUCUAAUAACAUGGCUUCAAGCUCAGAUGCUCAAUGCCCAACCAGAAAAAACAUUCAUACGUAACAAAGCUGCACAGGUCUUUGCCCUGGUCUUUGUUACUGAGUACCUCUCAACGUGGCCUAAAUUUUUUUUUGAUAUUUUGACUGUUGUCGGACUCAACCCCCGUGGUGUUGACCUGUACCUUAGAGUUCUUAUGGCAGUCGAUGCAGAGGUUGUGGACCGGGAUAUCAUUCACACUCCUGAGGAAGCACGUAGGAAUACAUUAUUGAAGGACACCAUGCGGGAGCAGUGUAUUCCAAACCUGGUGGAAUCAUGGUACCAAAUAUUACAGACUUAUCAGCACACAAACUCAGAACUGACAUGCCAGUGCCUUGAAGUUAUUGGAGCCUAUGUCUCAUGGAUAGAUCUGACAUUGAUUGCAAAUGACAGAUUUAUUAACAUGCUGCUUGGUCACAUGUCAGUGGAAGUUCUCCGUGAGGAAGCAUGUGACUGUUUGUAUGAAAUUGUAAAUAAGGGAAUGGAUCCUGUUGAUAAAACCAAACUAGUGGAAUCUUUGUGUCAAGUAUUACAGUCUGCAGGAUUCUUCAGCAUUGAACAGGAAGAAGAUGUGGAUUUCCUGGCCAGGUUUUCAAAGCUAGUGAAUGGAAUGGGACAAUCUCUGGUGAUUAGCUGGACUAAGCUGGCAAAAUCUGGUGAUCUGAAGAAUGCACAAGACACACUGCAGUCUAUUGAAUCCAAAGUGCCUCUGAUGUUGCAGUUGCUUAUCCAUGAAGAUGAUGACAUCUCUUCCAACAUUAUUGGAUUUUGUUAUGAGUAUUUACAUAUCUUAAAACAAUUGGUUAUGCUCACUGAUCAACAGAAAGCUAAUGUAGAGACCAUAAUGUUGGCAGUAAUGAAGAAAUUAACUUAUGAUGAAGAAUAAUAACUUUGAUAAUGAGGGUGAAGAUGAAGCUAUGUUUGUUGAAUACAGAAAGCAGCUGAAAUUGCUGUUGGACCGUCUUGCACAAGUGUCACCAGAACUACUGUUGGCCUCUGUUCGCAGAGUUUUCAAUAGUACACUACAAAACUGGCAGACUUCUCUGUUUAUGGAAGUAGAAGUUGCCAUCCGAUUGCUGUACAUGCUGGGAGAAGCUAUCCCUGCAUCCCAUGGAGCUCAUUUCUGUGGAGACGCUGCUAAAGCAAGUGCAUUGCAGGACAUGAUGAGAACUCUUGUGACCUCUGGUGUGAGUGCCUACCAUCACACAUCUGUUACAUUAGAAUUUUUUGAAACUGUGGUUAGAUAUGAAAAGUUUUUCACGGUUGAACCCAUACACAUUCCUAAUAUUUUGAUGGCUUUUCUGGAUCAUAGAGGCUUACGCCAUUCUAGUCCUAAAGUUCGCAGUAGAACAUCUUACCUUUUUUCACGUUUUGUGAAAUCACUUCAUAAGCACAUGAAUACAUUUGUAGAAGACAUUCUGAGUAGGAUUCAAGAUCUUCUAGAACUCUCCCCACCUGAAAAUGGUUUUCAGACCUUGCUGAGCAGCGAUGAUCAGCUCUUCAUAUAUGAGACUGCAGGUGUUCUCAUAGUAAACAGUGACUACCCAGCUGACAGGAAAAAUAUUCUGAUGAGAAAUCUAUUGAAUCCAUUAAUGGAAAAGUUCAAAAUUUUACUAGAAAAACUGAUGGUGGAACAAGAUGAAGAGCGACAGACAGUUCUAGCAGACUACCUUAAUCAUGCUGUUGGGUUUGCCAGCCGUACAAGUAAAGCUUUUAGUAAUAAACAAACGGUGAAACAGAGUGGCUGUUCUGGGGUUUAUUUGGACUGUUUUACAAUGCUUCCUGCCUGCACUAAGUUGCCCUGUUCAAAAGGAAAUUCUCAGAGGUGGUGUCCGAACCUUCCUUCAUCGUAUGAUCAUCUGCUUGGAGGAGGAAGUGCUUCCUUUCAUCCCUACUGCUUCAGAGCACAUGUUGAAAGACUGUGAAGCAAAGGACUUGCAAGAAUUCAUUCCUCUUAUUAACCAAAUUACUGCCAAAUUCAAGGCCCAAGUGGUCACCUUUCCUACAGCAAGUCUUCAUGCCACUUCUUCAUGCUAUAUUUGAGGUGCUAGCCCGCCCUUCAGAAGAAAAUGACCAGUCUGCUGCUUUAGAUAAACAAAUGUUACGAAGAAGCUAUUUCGCCUUUCUUCAAACAGUUACUGGAAGUGGAAUGAAUGAGGUCAUUGCCAAUCAGGAUGCUGAGAAUGUGGAGCGUGUAAUAUUUACAGUCAUUCAAGGAGCUGUAGAAUAUCCAGAUCCCAUUGCUCAAAAAACGUGCUUCAUUAUACUCUCCAAAUUAGUAGAACUGUGGGGUGGUAAAGAUGGAUUGGUUGGCUUUGCAGAUUUUGUUUACAAACAUAUUUUUCCUGCAUGCUUUUUGGCUCCCCUGAAACCAACUUUUGACCUUGCAGACGCCCAAACCAUAUUGGCUUUGUCAGAGUGUGCAGUGACCAUGAAAACCAUAUACCUAAAAAGGGGACCGGAAUGCAUACAGUAUCUACAGCAAGAAUAUCUACCAUCUUUGCAGGUGGCACCAGAAAUUAUCCAGGAGUUUUGUCAAGCUCUUCAGCAACCAGAUGCUAAAGUAUUUAAGAAUUACUUAAAGGUCUUCUUUCAAAGGGCCAAACCCUGA